AUGGCCGGACGUUCCAAAAAGAAGGGCACUUCUGGUGCAGCCAAAAAUUACAUCACUCGUACUCGCGCGGUGAAGAAGCUUCAGAUUUCUCUACCAGACUUCAGACGGCUAUGCAUCUUCAAGGGUAUCUACCCGCGUGAGCCACGCAACAAGAAAAAGGUCUCCAAGGGUUCUACUGCCCAGACCACUUUCUACUACACCAAGGACAUCCAAUACCUUUUGCACGAGCCGCUCCUCGCAAAGUUCCGCGAGCACAAGUCUGUCGCAAAGAAGAUUGGCCGCGCUCUUGGUCGUGGCGAGGCUGGAGAUGCUGCGCGCCUGGAAAAGAACCUUAUGCCCAAGGUCAAGCUGGACCACAUCAUCAAGGAACGCUACCCAACUUUUGUCGACGCUCUCCGCGACCUCGACGAUGCCCUGUCUAUGCUCUUCCUGUUCGCCAACCUCCCAUCCAGCGACCACAUUCCCGCAAAGACGAUCGCCCUCUGCCAGCGACUGACGCGCGAGUUUGAGCACUAUGUCAUCACCUCGCAUGCCCUGCGCAAGUCCUUCCUCUCCAUCAAGGGUAUCUACUACCAGGCCACCAUACAAGGACAGGAUAUCCUGUGGCUCGUACCCUACCGCUUCGUCCAGCGCACCGGCGGAGAUAUCGACUUCAGGAUCAUGGGCACCUUCGUUGAGUUCUACACUACGCUGCUAGGCUUUGUCAACUACCGCCUAUACACCUCAGUCGGCCUCGUAUACCCUCCCAAGUUCAACGCCAAGAGCGACGAGCAGGGCGGUGAGCUGGCCGCCUUCCAGCUAGAGGGCAAGGCCAACGCUACGAAUGGCGCAUCCAACGACCACGAUGACGACGUCGAGAUCAACCCCGAGGCGCAGGCCAAGGCUGAUAAGAUCGCCGCCAUGGCCGAUGAUGAGGAUGAGCAGGAGGUAGAGAUGGCAGAGGCCGAUGCCGAGGACGAUGACGAGGAGGAGAACACCGAGGGUAUCGAUAAGUUUGAGCCUACAGCACCCGAUGCCGACAUCCUACCGCAGCCCCAAGCAAGCAGUGCCGAGAUUGCUUCUCUGUUUGCGCCUUUCACAUUCUACCUUGCUCGUGAGGUACCAAGAGCAUCACUUGAAUUCAUUCUGAAGGCUUUCGGUUGCAAGCGCGUUGGCUGGGACAGCAUACUUGGAGAUGGUGCAUUCACAACGAACGAGUCUGACCCCAACAUCACACAUCAGAUUGUCGACCGACCGCCUCUAGCUAACGGAGCUUCAGCUGCUGGCGCCGAAGACGCUGCUACCCCUCAGGUACAGUGGCCACAUUCAACAAAGCCAGGCCGCACCUACGUCCAGCCACAGUGGGUAUGGGACUGCAUCAACCAGGGCAAGCUAUUGCGACCUGACCUGUACGCGCCGGGUGCAGAGCUGCCACCUCACCUGAGCCCAUGGGUCAAGCCCAAGAAGGGCGAGUACGACCCCAACCUGCCGCUCGCGGCGCAACAACCAGAUGGCGAAGCCGAGGCAUUCGAGGACUUGGCAGAUGAAGACGAGGACGCGUUCGAGGUUGAUGAUGAUGAAGACAUGGACGCUGUCGCUGAUCGGGAAGGUUCUGUGGAGGUCGGCGAAGGCAUGGACGUUGCGGACAGCGACGAUGAUGACGAGGACGACAGCGAAUCAGAUGCCGAGGGCGGUGCUGAUGGCUUUGCUGGCUUUGACGACGAGUCUGAAGCUGAGUCCGAUAUCUCAGAGGGUGAAGCUGCACGUCUCCAGCACCAGCGCGAACUCGAGGCCGAAGCCACCGGCAAGAAGCUCGAUGUCAAAGCGCCCACCAAGAAGGAGCAGAAUGCAGCGAUUCGCAAGAAGUUCGACAAGAAGAAGCGCGCAGAGGAGGAAGAGCGCGACAGGCAGAAGAUGAUGCUGUCCAACAAGAAGCGCAAGCUCCUUAAGCGCAUCGAAUACGGCGAGAACAAGCGCGAUACUGAGUCUGAGAAUCUCCGUAGGAAGCGCACCAGGCUCGAAAAGGCAAAGGCGGCCGCAGAGCGCGCAUAA
Parastagonospora nodorum SN15 is the source of this 2031-nucleotide messenger RNA. RefSeq lists its product as hypothetical. The transcript has 2 exons. Gene Ontology annotation, cellular component: PeBoW complex; nucleolus. The coding region runs from base 1 to 2031 and encodes 676 amino acids. The record is from RefSeq and is a predicted model, not a curated record. Gene Ontology annotation, molecular function: RNA binding. Lineage: Eukaryota; Fungi; Ascomycota; Dothideomycetes; Pleosporales; Phaeosphaeriaceae. Gene Ontology annotation, biological process: ribosome biogenesis; maturation of LSU-rRNA from tricistronic rRNA transcript (SSU-rRNA, 5.8S rRNA, LSU-rRNA).